UGGCUGAUUAGUUUUUAAAUUUUUUUUUUAAAUCAGACCAAGAAAAAAGGUUGAGGGUGUUCUUACUGUCUGAAUUGAAUGAGACAGAGACACGAAGACAGGGAUUUUGUCUUCAAACUUCAAAUCCCAAAACAAAUGGCCACCGUUGAAGACAGUGCUUUCCUUUUCUACUCUUCUUCCAUGGCGUCUUUAGUCUCUCACCUCUCCAAGAAACUUAAACCCUUAUUUCUAAUCACUUUGCUAACAACAGCCGUAGUAGCCUCAGAACAACAGUGUCGGAAUAUCAAAUCAAUCAUCAGCUUCGGCGAUUCCAUUACCGACACCGGAAACUUGCUCCACCUCUCCUACCCUAACAACCUUCCUCAGUCUGCGUUUCCUCCGUACGGAGAAACCUUCUUCCACAUCCCCACCGGUCGUUUCUCCAAUGGCCGCCUCAUCAUCGACUUCAUAGUCUCUUGGGAUCUGUUUACAGCUGAAUUUUUGGGGCUUCCUUAUGUGCCUCCUUACUUUGGAUCUCCAAGUGGGAGCUUCGAGAAAGGAGUUAACUUCGCUGUAGCGGGUGCAACCGCAUUGGAACAGAGCUUUCUUGAGAGCAGAGGAAUUCAUUAUGCUUACACCAAUGUUAGUUUAGGAGUUCAGCUUAAGAUCUUCAAGGAGAGUUUACCAAAUCUAUGUGGCACACCUUCAGAUUGUAGAGAGAUGAUUGGAAACGCUUUGAUUAUCGUUGGAGAGAUCGGAGGGAAUGACUAUAACUUUGGAUUCUUGGUUGGGAAAAGCAUCGAGGAGAUCAAAGAGCUGGUUCCACUAGUAAUCAGUACUAUUUCUUCUGCGAUUACGGAAUUGGUUCACAUGGGAGGUAGAACGAUCAUGGUGCCUACGGACCUCCCUAUCGGAUGUUGGACAGCGUUUUUAACGCAGUAUCAAAAAUCAAACAAAGAAGAAUACAAUCCUAUAACAGGAUGCUUGAACUGGCUAAACGAGUUUGUAGAAGAUCACAACAAGGAGCUUCAAAGAGAGCUCAACAGACUCCAGAAACUCUACCCCCAUGUCACAAUCCUAUACGCUGAUUACUACAACGCCAUGUUACAUAUUUUCCAAGAACCGGCCAGAUUCGGAUUCAUGAAUCGAUCUUUGUCCGCAUGUUGUGGAUCAGGAGGUCCAUACAACUUCAACAAUGGUAUUCAGUGUGGAACUAAAGGAGUGGAUUGUUGUAUUGAUCCUUCUAAGUAUGUUCAUUGGGACGGUUUUCAUUUGACUGAGUCUGCGUAUAGGUGGGUCGCCAUGGGAUUACUUGAAGGACCCUACACGCUUCCUGCUUUCAACUGGUCAUGCCCUGGCUUUGAUAUUAAGAGCAGAACAUCAUCAGGUAGACGGUAUUCUUUUAGCAGUAGGUGAAUGAUGAUACAAGUUGUUCACAAAGUCUUUGUGAGAGAAUUAAGUUGGUGAGGAAUAAGAGUUGUAUUGUAUCCCUAAUGUGUUUGUUUCUAGUGAAAAAAAUGAACUCUUUGCACUUGCGGAUCAAAUUGAUAUGAAGGGUUAAUCUCAU
Messenger RNA from Eruca vesicaria subsp. sativa (arugula), 1546 nucleotides. The record is from the annotation of a GenBank genome assembly. NCBI's taxonomy places the organism in Eukaryota, Viridiplantae, Streptophyta, Magnoliopsida, Brassicales, Brassicaceae.